This is a messenger RNA of Meloidogyne enterolobii, 642 nucleotides long. Lineage: Eukaryota; Metazoa; Nematoda; Chromadorea; Rhabditida; Meloidogynidae. The record is from the annotation of a GenBank genome assembly.
CCUGUCUACCAAAUUUCAUCCCGAAGUCCCACGGACACCCAAAAGCCUCUCCUUUGUAAGUUUAUAAACUUUUUUUCGAUCAUAGGUCACCCCAACUUUUUUCUUUCAACCUGGGACGUCCCUGAUAUUCAAUAAGUAAUGCAAAUUAAUUUUCGAUCUAUUUUGAAAUUUAUUUUUGUUGAUUUUUUGACUUUAGAGUUUUUUUUUAUUUUUCUGCUUAAGAUUCUAAUUAUUAGAAAUUUGGAAAAAAAAUUUUUUUUAUUUUUCGGAGUCUCUUAUUCCUCCCCAAAAAACACCUCCAAAAUGGAUAAACGACAAAAAAGCUCUUUCCUUAAUGGAAAUUUUUUUUUGUUUAUCAAUUCUGGACUGGAUUUUUUUGUGGAGGAAUGGGAGGCUUCAAUCCAAAAAAAUUUUUUUCUGUCAAAUUUUUUUAAUUUAAGGAUUCCUUAAUCAUCGAUUUAUCCAAAUGUGUUGGCUACGUUUAUCUCAAAAGAUUGUUAGAAUUAAUUGUCAAAUACUCUUUUAACGCCAUCAAGGAAAUUCAUUUAAUUUCUUUAAAAGAUGUCGAUUUUGAUAAAUUCAUGGGAACACUUUUAAUACUUGAAGGUGUUGUUAACGUCAUCAGUUUACCUUACGAAUUUG